GGAGCGGCUGGCGCUUCACCCUCCCUUUUCCCCCUCCCGCGAGUCUCCAGGUUCCUCAGCUGGCAGAGGCCGGGUCAGUGUCAGUCAGGGAGCCGGACCGCCGGACCGUGUGUGCGGACGCUCCGCUGCAGUCUCGCCCAGGGGCCGGUGGCUGCGCUCGCGCCGCCGGGUGGGAAGGAUGAAGCCGCAGCUGGAGCAGCCACCCUAUGAUUGGCUGUGGCGCUUGUGAACCCGAAGUAAAGAUGGCGGGCGGGCAGGCAGCCGCCGCACUGCCCACUUGGAAGAUGGCGGCGCGCCGCAGCCUCAGCGCCCGCGGCCGGGGGGUCCUGCAGGCGGCGGCGGGGCGGCUGCUGCCGCUGCUACUGCUGAGCUGCUGCUGCGGCGCGGGCGGCUGCGCAGCAGCGGGCGAGAACGAGGAGACGGUGAUCAUCGGGUUGCGGCUGGAGGACACGAACGACGUGUCUUUCAUGGAAGGGGGGGCGCUGCGGGUGAGCGAGCGGACCCGGGUCAAGCUGCGGGUGUACGGGCAGAACAUCAACAACGAGACGUGGUCCCGCAUCGCCUUCACCGAGCACGAGCGGCGGCCUCACAGCCCGGGCGAGCGCGGGCUGGGGGGCCCCGCGCCGCCCGAGCCGGACAGCGGCCCCCAGCGCUGCGGCAUCCGCACCUCCGAUAUCAUCAUCUUGCCCCACAUCAUUCUCAACCGCCGCACAUCGGGCAUCAUUGAGAUCGAGAUCAAACCGCUGCGCAAGAUGGAGAAAAGCAAGUCCUAUUACCUGUGCACAUCGCUCUCCACGCCCGCCCUGGGCGCCGGCGGCCCGGGGUCCGCGGGCGGCGCCGUCGGGGGCAAGGGCGGCUCGGGAGUGGCCGGGCUCCCGCCGCCCCCGUGGGCCGAGACCACCUGGAUUUACCACGACGGCGAGGACACCAAGAUGAUCGUGGGCGAGGAGAAGAAGUUCCUGCUGCCCUUCUGGCUGCAGGUGAUCUUCAUUUCGCUGCUCCUGUGCCUGUCGGGCAUGUUCAGCGGCCUCAACCUGGGGCUGAUGGCCCUGGACCCGAUGGAGCUGCGCAUCGUGCAGAACUGCGGCACCGAGAAGGAGAAGAAUUACGCCAAACGCAUCGAGCCGGUGCGCAGGCAGGGCAACUACCUGCUGUGUUCGCUGCUGCUGGGCAACGUGCUGGUCAACACCACGCUCACCAUCCUGCUCGACGACAUCGCCGGCUCAGGCCUCGUGGCGGUGGUGGUCUCCACCAUCGGCAUCGUCAUCUUCGGGGAAAUCGUGCCCCAGGCCAUCUGCUCCCGUCACGGCCUGGCUGUCGGGGCCAACACCAUCUUCCUCACCAAGUUUUUCAUGAUGAUGACCUUCCCCGCUUCUUACCCGGUGAGCAAGCUGCUGGACUGCGUCCUGGGCCAGGAGAUAGGCACUGUCUAUAACCGGGAAAAACUGCUGGAGAUGCUCCGGGUCACCGACCCCUACAACGACCUCGUUAAGGAGGAGCUGAACAUCAUCCAAGGAGCGCUGGAGCUCCGCACCAAGACAGUGGAGGACGUGAUGACUCCGCUCCGGGACUGCUUCAUGAUCACGGGCGAAGCCAUUCUGGACUUCAACACCAUGUCGGAGAUCAUGGAGAGCGGCUACACCCGUAUUCCGGUAUUUGAGGGGGAGCGCUCCAACAUCGUGGACCUUCUCUUUGUCAAAGACUUGGCCUUCGUGGAUCCAGAUGACUGUACUCCCCUGAAAACCAUCACUAAAUUUUAUAACCACCCCUUGCACUUUGUUUUCAAUGACACCAAGUUGGACGCUAUGCUGGAAGAAUUUAAGAAAGGUAAAUCCCACCUGGCUAUUGUGCAGCGAGUGAACAAUGAAGGAGAAGGGGACCCAUUUUAUGAAGUUCUGGGAAUCGUCACCUUAGAAGACGUGAUUGAAGAAAUCAUCAAAUCCGAGAUUCUAGACGAAACAGAUUUAUACACUGAUAACAGAACGAAAAAGAAAGUGGCUCAUCGUGAAAGAAAGCAAGAUUUUUCCGCCUUUAAGCAGACAGACAGCGAGAUGAAGGUUAAAAUAUCACCACAGCUUCUCCUGGCCAUGCACCGUUUCCUAGCAACAGAAGUAGAAGCAUUUAGCCCAUCCCAGAUGUCAGAGAAGAUCCUUCUAAGGCUGCUAAAGCACCCCAAUGUCAUCCAGGAACUGAAGUAUGAUGAGAAGAACAAGAAAGCCCCAGAAUACUACCUCUACCAGCGAAACAAACCUGUAGACUACUUCGUUCUCAUUUUGCAGGGGAAAGUGGAAGUAGAAGCUGGGAAAGAAGGUAUGAAAUUCGAAGCCAGUGCUUUCUCCUACUAUGGUGUGAUGGCCCUCACAGCCUCUCCAGGUGAAAACAAGUCGCCUCCUCGCCCGUGUGGCUUGAAUCACUCAGACUCUCUGAGCCGAAGUGACCGGAUCGACGCAGUCACGCCGACACUGGGGAGCAGCAACAAUCAGCUCACCUCCUCGUUCCUUCAAGUCUACAUCCCUGACUACUCAGUGCGGGCCCUCUCUGACCUUCAGUUCGUUAAGAUCUCAAGACAGCAAUACCAAAAUGCCUUGAUGGCAUCCCGGAUGGACAAAACCCCUCAGUCUUCAGACAGUGAAAACACUAAAAUUGAAUUGACUCUUACGGAGCUGCACGACGGUUUGCCAGACGAGACCGCCAACCUGCUCAAUGAACAGAACUGUGUGACACACAACAAGGCCAACCACAGCCUGCACAGUGAAGGGGCCAUCUAGAGCGCCCACCGCUGCCCCUCGCCCCCCAACUCCGGAGGCCCCAGGCCCGCCGACCAUGAACCCCAUUAGCGUGAGCUUGUGUGCCAUGCUGCGUCCUGCAACAUCCUGAGACCAAAGACUUUGUCCCCUUCCCGGAAGCCGCCGCGGAGGAUGGCCAGGGCGGGCACAGAAGCUAGAGGUGUGACACCAACAGCCAGGACAUGGCAUUCGAGAUUUUGGAGAUGAACUUCUUCCACCCAAAUAGAAUCAUGUUUAUUUUUUCAGUUGUACCUUCUAUCUUUAUUCACUCUCCUCCUCCCUCAAUUUGCAUGAAGUUGAAAAUUGUUGCGGUUUAUUUUAUUUUUUUCCCAAGAGAUGAUGUUUUUAAACAGUGUCUUUUGCAGAGUU
Canis lupus familiaris (dog) is the source of this 3155-nucleotide messenger RNA. RefSeq names its product cyclin and CBS domain divalent metal cation transport mediator 2 (gene CNNM2). The transcript is spliced from 7 exons. Gene Ontology annotation, biological process: magnesium ion homeostasis; transport. NCBI's taxonomy places the organism in Eukaryota, Metazoa, Chordata, Mammalia, Carnivora, Canidae. The record is from RefSeq and is a predicted model, not a curated record. Gene Ontology annotation, cellular component: plasma membrane. Gene Ontology annotation, molecular function: magnesium ion transmembrane transporter activity. The coding region runs from base 207 to 2768 and encodes 853 amino acids.